UAAAAAAAUGGCAGUGCAAGGCGUACAAGGAAAUUGAGAAUUUUCGUUUUUAACGUCUGAUUUUCAAUUUUUGACGCUUGUGUAAAAUCAAAAUUAUACACAAAUUUUUAGACGCGUUCUUCUUGCAGGCCAGGAAAUAGUAAAAGGCAGGUAUAUCUUGUUGAUGUUAAAAUCAUUUUCGGUAUGUCAGAAAGUGAAAUCGUAGCUCAUCAACGGAAACAACAGCAGCAGCAAUUUCCACAGCAACCUGGGACUGGUCCUAUGGCGAACAUGGCGUGGCAGCAGUAUCCUCCAGAUAUGCAUUUUUAUUCUCCUUACGCAGGACCAAUGUAUGGACAAGGGUUUAAUCAAGGACAACCGUUUUAUUAUCAUCCGGGAAAGAUGGGACCUUAUGGACAAGGUUUUAAUCAUAUGCAACAACAGCAGCAGCAGCAAAUUCCACAAAGUCCGAAUAAUCAAGGAAAGCAGCAGAAUCAACAGUCCCCACAGCAGCAGCAGCAGCAACAACAACAACAACAGCAGCAGCAGCAAGUCCAACAGCAACAACAGACUCAACAACAAACAGAAUCGCAAACCCCUGUUGCUAAUCUCUUAGACGAUGAUUCCGAUCUUCCACCUCUUCCCCCAGGACCCCCACCACCCGUUCAAUCAAAUAAACCACCUCAGAAUACACAAAAUCAAUCGCAAAUUUAUCAACAUCAACCUUAUUAUAAUAUGUACGGGCAUAAUAAUUGGAAUGGAAUGUAUAACGAUGCUUCGCAAUUUAAUGGUCAAAUUCGCUUUAACCUACAGAAUAAAAAAACCGGUCUCGGUUUUUCUCCCUCUGGUAAUAGCGGUGCAGCCAAGAAAAAACGCAAGCGAAAUAAAAAUCUCGCGGCACAAAAUAAUACUAAUUUUCAGGGGAAUAAUACUUCGUCAAAUUUUCUUUCGGGUUCGAAUUUAAAAGUUGAUGUACCCCCCUUACCACCACAGCCCCCACAACAAGAUCCACCCGCAUUACCCAUUAAAGAAGAAAAAUUAUCACCCACCACCACCACAACCACUGUAAUUAGUCCCAUAACACCAGGUGCAAUUGUUCCAAUAAUUGACGCGAAACCAUCAAUAAAUACAAAUAUUGCUGGUGAUUGGCCGGAAAAUUUGAAAAAUUACGUUAAUCGUUGUUAUGAAAAAUGUCAAACCGCAGUCGAUAAGGAUCAAGUUGAAAUAAUAUUAAAAGGAAAAAUAACAAGGGCGGCUAACGAUGGAUCAUUAUGGGUAAAGGAUUGGGAUAAUGAAAUUCUACCUAGUAUUCAUAGUGAACGUAUGACCAUGACAAUAAAACCUCGUAAUACACCUAUGAAGCAUGGUUUCACGCUUGCACAAACGCAGGGAGGCUUGCGCAAGCCAGGACUAUCAACGUCCCUUGGUGCAAGGCUUGGCGCUCGUCUCUCUGCCGGUCACAAGCGAUCAAAAUCAAAAUCAAAUUCUGGGUCACGUUCGAGGUCAAGAUCAAGGUCACGUUCACAUUCCCGUACACCGCCACCACGAAAAUAUAGACGCAGUACAUCCUCAUCAUCAAAUCAAAGUGAACACAAUAAUGAUUAUAAUAAAUCAUCAUCAACAAUGACAAAUUCAACGUCAAAAUCAAAAAAAUCAACGCGUAAUAAACAAAAUCAUAGUAACAAGAAAAACAAGAAAAAUAAACAGGUCAAAUCACAUUUCUAUUCUGAAUUUGGUUUAGCAUCGGGUAAUGAUGAAUUAGGAUCAAAGGAAAAACUUCAACAACGUGCGGCAAGAUUUAAUGAUUCUUGUAAAUCGGCUAAUAUUAGUAUUCGGGAAGAUGUCAAUGGGGAUUUUGACUUCACAGGUCUUCAUAUUAUCGGGACAUGUCAAGAUCUCGAGAAACCGUAUCUGCGCUUGACUUCAGCUCCAGCUGCCUCUUCAGUGCGACCGGUAAGUGUAUUAAAAAAUUCUCUGGCUCACGUUAAAAAACGAUGGUUGGAGGGUCAAGAUUAUCGUUAUGCGUGCGAUCAACUUAAAUCAAUUCGACAAGAUUUAACAGUACAAGGAAUUCGUGAUUCUUUCACUGUUCAUGUUUAUGAAACACAUGCGAGAGUCGCACUCGAACGUGGUGAUCAUGAAGAAUUUAAUCAAUGUCAAACACAAUUAAGAAUGUUGUAUCAAGAUCUCGAGGGCAAAAAUCGUUGUGAAUUCAUUGCUUAUAGGAUCCUCUACUACAUUUUCACUAAAAAUUCUCAAGAUUUAACUACGAUACUCGCGUCACUUACCGCUGAUGAUAAAAAAGACAAGUGUAUUUUGCACGCAUUGCAAGUUCGUUCCGCUUGGUCACUCGGUAAUUUCCAUAGUUUUUUCAAACUCUAUAGGGAAGCGCCACGAAUGGCAGCAUUCCUGAUGGAUUGGUUCAUCGCUAGGGAGCGAAAGCUAGCUUUAAAAACAAUGAUCAAGACUUACCGGCAAAAUUUGGCAGUUGAUUUCAUCGUAGCGGAAUUGGCAUUUGAAACGUUGGACAAGUUUUAUGAAUUUGUCUCUGAGUUCGGGUUGAUUUAUGCUGAUCCACAGAAAAUGCAAAUCGACUGCAAGGCGAGUAGUGGUACACUAGGUUCUUGGUAGAACGUCGUCAACAAAAAAAAAAAUUUCCCCUCAUUCUUCACGAGGGAUUUGCAAAUAAAGAGGACAUUUUCAAAAAAAAAAUAGCGCGUCAAACACACGGAUUAGUGUGUCAGAAUACGCGUGAAUCAGUUAUUUGGAAGAGGAUUUGUGGUCGAUAUCCCUCAACCCUUUUUAAAAAUUCUUUUGAACCAUGCGUACUUUUCCAAAUGUCCGAUUCGUCAUUGUAUAAAGUUAUAUAUAUACAAAUUUUCACAACUUUAGACGUGGAAAAAAUAAGUACAAAUAUCGAUUAAAUAUGUACAUUUUCAACUCUUCUUUUUUUUGAGAGAAAAAAGAGAAAAAGAGAGAUGCAAGCGUCUCUAAUCUCCUCCAAUUUGUUAUUAUUGAUUUUUUUCAAAUCAUCAUACUUUUCUUGGCAAGACAUACACAUUUUGUACAUAUAAUUUUUUACAAGUAUGUACGCUGCAUUGUAUAUAGAAAUCAUCUUUAUAUCUCAUCGAUUUAAAUUAUAUUGAAUUUUUAUUGUAUAUUUAAUAAUGUUUCAUCAGUACAAAGUCACCAACAGAGUACUUGAAUCUUCUUCGAAACAAUCCGCUUUAUUCCUCAAUCGUUUAUAUAUAUAUAUAUAUACAAUCAUCAUAAAUCAUCAUCGUGUCGUCAUUUCUUAUAAUAUAAAAAUUCUUUUGCUUGGUGGAAAAAGAAAAUCAAAUUUUUAUUGAUUUUUCAAGUAAAAUCUUUUUAUCUUCACUUUGAAAUUACAUCGAACGAGAGAAAGAAAGAGAGCGAGCGAGAGAGCGAAAGAAAGAUAGAAUGUAAAAUUCAAUGUUCAUCAGUUUCCUAGGAGGGAAGGAGUAGAAGAACACCAAUUUGUCAAAUUUUUUUGAAAAAAAAAUAAAAUUCCAAGUUUCGUGCCAAGGGGGAAAAAAAAAUCUACCACGAGAAUUGGUCGAAUAGUUGAAAAUUGAAGCCCUUCUGAAUUAAAUAUUUUACUUUUGGAUUUCGAAUUUUUAUCAAUAAGGAAGAAUGAAGAUUGAUUUGAGGGAUUGAAGAAGAAGUGAAAGAAGAGUAAGGACUUUUAAAAGACAUUGUUUUUUUUUGUGUCAAGUGUGAUACCUUUUCGAAAGUGUUGAAAAAAAAGAAACUCUAGUGAAAAGGCAGUUUUUUUUUGAAAAAUUUUGUUUAUGAGAAAAUGCAACUAUAUUGUUUUCAGGAUCAACAGUUGGAUGUCGUUGUACGAUGGAAGGCUCAUAUAUACAUAUAUAUAUAUAAUAAAUUAAAUCUUUUUUCAGUAAAA
Leptopilina boulardi is the source of this 3904-nucleotide messenger RNA. Its product is annotated as leukocyte receptor cluster member 8 homolog. Lineage: Eukaryota; Metazoa; Arthropoda; Insecta; Hymenoptera; Figitidae. Gene Ontology annotation, cellular component: nucleus. The record is from RefSeq and is a predicted model, not a curated record. Bases 184 to 2610 code for a protein of 808 amino acids. The transcript is spliced from 6 exons.